AUGCAACUCCCACCGAGAGCAGUGUCCCUCGCGGCACUUCUCCUCCCCCUCUUCGUAUCAGCACAAGACGCAGACAACACCCUCAACGUCUAUCAAAUGCCCGCCGAAGAGCCCGCGCCCUCGGGCCAAGUCCACAUGGGUUGCUACCAAGAACGCACCCGCGGCACCGCCCUCAUUGCAACAGACCAGGCCGGCACCACUGACGUCUCCACCUCGCAGGGCACCCGCUCCGACAAGAUGAGCCCGUCGACCUGCGCCACGUACUGCUCCCAGUUCAAAUCCAAAAUGUACGGCCUCUCCCGCGGCACCGACUGCAUCUGUGGCAACGCCCUGCGCGCAAACACCCAGGUGGCCCCGCUGAGCCAGUGCAACACCGCUUGCCGCGGUGACGACGGCGCUUUCUGCGGCGGCGUCAACUACGUCAACGUCUACGGCCCGGAGACGAUGAUGACGGCCGCGGCGUCCCCAUCCAAGGCCCAGCACAUUGGGUGCCAGCGCAUGCCCGCGCGCGGCGACCCCUUGGUCGAGUACCCCAAGCUUCGCUCUGCGCAAAUGACGGUGCAAAUGUGCCAGGACCACUGCGGGCUGUACCAAAGCAAGUAUUUUGGUCUCGGCGGCGCCGGGCGGGAUUGUUUCUGCGGCGACGUGCCGAGCGAUCGCGGCAACAGUGGAAGCAGCUUUUGCAAGACGGCAUGCGCGGGCGACAAGGGCGCAUUCUGCGGCGGCGGGACAGGCGCGGCCGGGUAUUACAACUUGUACCAGCUUGACUUUUCCCAGUCCCAGAGCAUCGGACAAUGGAGCGCCCUGGUCAAGUUCCCGGUGGUACCGGUUGCCGUGGCUUUGUUGCCCAAGACCGGGGAGUUGCUGGCGUGGUCUUCUGGUUGGAGAAACCGCUGGACCUUCCCCGGCAACGGAAAAACGUAUACCUCGAUUUACAACCCGUCCAGCAAGGAAGUCACUGAGGCCCUAGUCGAAAACACCCAGCAUGAUAUGUUUUGCCCGGGUAUCUCCAUGGACGCUGAUGGCCACAUCAUCGUUAGCGGAGGCUCCACUGCCGCCAAGACGAGUAUCUUUGAUGAAGAAACUAAUUCUUGGGCUGCCACUGGCGACCUGAAGAUCCCUCGUGGAUACCAGUCGAGCACGCUUACUUCUGACAACAAGGUCUUCACCAUCGGUGGCUCGUUCCGCGGUGGUGCUCAAGGGAAGCACGGUGAAAUCUACGACACUGUAAGCAAGGAAUGGAAGAAGCUCGAUGGGUGCUCGGUGACGCCCAUGUUGACCCAAGAUACUCGUGGCUCUUUCCGGGCCGAUAGCCACGCGUGGCUUCACGCGUGGAAGGAUGGAUAUGUGUUCCAGGCCGGCCCUAGCAAGGCGAUGAACUGGUACUCCACGCGGGACUCGGGAAGCGUCAAGGGUGCUGGAAACCGAGGAAGUGACAGCGAUGCCAUGUGCGGUGUCAAUGUCAUGUACGACGCUGUUGCCGGAAAGAUUCUCACCGUAGGAGGUGCUCCUCGCUACGACGGCGUUGCGUCGACCGCCAACGCCCAUGUCCUUACCAUCGGUGAGGCUGGCGGUGCUGUUGAGAUUGAGAAGCUUGAGAACGCCAAGUACAACCGCGGAUUCGCCAAUGGUGUCGUCCUUCCCGAUGGCAAGGUCUUCAUUGUUGGUGGUCAGAGCCGUACUGUACUCUUCUCGGACGCCAACCCGCAACUUUUCCCCGAAAUGUGGGAUCCUGCUACCAAGAAGUUCACUACGCUCAAGUCACACACCACCCCCCGUAACUACCACUCGGUAGCCCUUCUUAUGCCUGACGCGACCAUCUUCUCUGGCGGUGGUGGUCUUUGCAACGGAUGUACCGCCAACCACUUUGACGGACAGUUCUUCUCGCCGCCCUAUCUCUUUGAAGCUGACGGGCAAACUCUUGCCAAGCGCCCCGUCGUUUCCGACCUCUCAAUCUCCGAGUGCAAGGCCGGCGACAGCUUCACCAUUACUAUGGAUGAGGCGGCGAACUACACCUUCUCGAUGAUUAGGAUGGGCACUUCGACACACGCGGUCAACACCGACCAAAGACGUUGCCCUCUGGAGGCUCAGGCCAAUGAUAAUCAGUACACGGUGACUGUUCCCGGAGACGCCGGUAUCGCACUCCCUGGCUACUGGAUGUUGUUUGCUGUCAACGAAGCUGGCGUUCCUAGCGUUGCUAAGACUUUCAGAGUCGCAGUGUGA
Messenger RNA from Colletotrichum tamarilloi, 2223 nucleotides. Its product is annotated as galactose oxidase. Gene Ontology annotation, molecular function: protein binding. NCBI's taxonomy places the organism in Eukaryota, Fungi, Ascomycota, Sordariomycetes, Glomerellales, Glomerellaceae. The coding region runs from base 1 to 2223 and encodes 740 amino acids. The record is from RefSeq and is a predicted model, not a curated record. The transcript is spliced from 5 exons.